Fonsecaea nubica is the source of this 1362-nucleotide messenger RNA. RefSeq lists its product as hypothetical. Lineage: Eukaryota; Fungi; Ascomycota; Eurotiomycetes; Chaetothyriales; Herpotrichiellaceae. Gene Ontology annotation, biological process: transmembrane transport; monoatomic cation transport. The coding region runs from base 1 to 1362 and encodes 453 amino acids. The transcript has 2 exons. Gene Ontology annotation, molecular function: monoatomic cation transmembrane transporter activity. The record is from RefSeq and is a predicted model, not a curated record. Gene Ontology annotation, cellular component: membrane.
AUGUCCUUCCCUCUCCUCAAUCGCCUCCCGUCUGUCAAUCCUCUUGCCUCGCGAAUGUCAAUGACGCGGUCGACCACCCAGCAGCAGUCGAGAGGUCAUGCGGGACACUCGCACCACGGCCACGCACACGCCCACGACACCACCUACCUGACCUCGCAGAACAAGAACGAUGCUGGCGUCAAGAUCACAAGGAUUGGGCUGUUCGUCAACCUGGGCAUGGCCAUUGGGAAGGGCGUAGGGGGUGUCGUCUUCCACUCUCAAGCUCUGAUUGCCGACGGCUUCCACGCUCUCACCGACCUGGUCUCCGACUUCAUGACCCUUGCCACCAUCUCUUGGUCCCUCAAACCCGCCACGAAUCGAUUUCCUAGUGGUUAUGGCAAGAUUGAGAGCUUGGGUGCUUUGGGAGUGAGCGGACUGUUACUGUUCGGAGGUGUGGGUAUCGGGUUGAAUGGGCUGGAUGCCCUCUACACACAGUUGAUGCUCGAUCCUGCGGUUGUGGCCCACGCUCAUGACCACGCUGAACAUGCUGGUGGUGGUUUGUUCUCCUUUCUUGGACAUAGCCAUAGUCAUGGUCCCAUAUUACCUGAUCUCAACGCCGCCUGGCUUGCAGCCGGCUCUAUCGUGGUAAAGGAAUGGUUAUAUCGAGCUACUAUGAAGAUUGCCCGAGAACGCAAAUCCUCCGUUUUAGCCUCCAAUGCGGUCCAUCACCGCAUAGAUUCGUUGACCAGCAUUGUGGCCCUGGCUACGAUUGGGGGUGCACAUGUCUUUUCGGACGCCUCGUGGCUCGACCCUGUGGGCGGGCUGAUCAUUUCCGCCAUGGUAAUAAGAGCAGGCUGGAACAACACAAAAACUGCUCUCCUCGAGCUCGCAGAUGUCACCGUGGACGAUGAGAUCAAGGGCCUAGUCCGCAGAGCCGCAUCCAGAGCUCUCAAAGGCGAUGCUGCAAAUGGCAUUGAGCCUGUCAAGUUCGGGAAUGAGACCGAGAUCAGAGAUAUACAAGGCGUCAAAUCUGGUCAGAAUUAUCUGAUAGACAUUGAACUCGGGGUUCCCAAGGACUUCACCCUGGAGCAGAUGGAGCAGAUUGAAGACGCCGUGCGAGAAAGAUGUGGUUCCAAGAUCCGCGGAGUGAGACGAGUUCGCGUCAAAUUCGUCCAGUUGGACGAUGCGAGGGCCACGCUCGCAGGUGAUUUCAUUGUCACGGACGUGAGUCCAAGAAGCAGUCCCGAGCCCGAGGAUGAGCGCGAUGACCAUAACCAUCAUCAUCAUGGAGAAGGGCGAGGACAUGACCAUGCCCACGAACACGCAAAUGGCCACGCAAAUGGCCAUGCCAUCACCUCGAGCCAAAGAAAAAAGGAUACCUGA